Pichia membranifaciens NRRL Y-2026 is the source of this 2268-nucleotide messenger RNA. RefSeq lists its product as hypothetical. The record is from RefSeq and is a predicted model, not a curated record. NCBI's taxonomy places the organism in Eukaryota, Fungi, Ascomycota, Pichiomycetes, Pichiales, Pichiaceae. The transcript has 2 exons. Gene Ontology annotation, molecular function: ATP binding; RNA helicase activity; nucleic acid binding. Bases 1 to 2268 code for a protein of 755 amino acids.
AUGGUGAGCUCCUUGUUGAAAAAGAAAGUCUUGAAAAAGAAGCAAAGCCUUAAAAAGAAGAAGAUAUCAGAGAAAAAUCCCAAUGAGAAAGUUUAUCAAGUGAAUGCAAGUGACUUGAACUGGAAACCCGUGGAGAUUCCUGAUACAUUGGACGACUUCGAAGGUUUCUAUGGGUUAGAGGAAAUUGACAAUGUCUCCGUAAAUAUAGUUGAUGGAAAUGUGACAUUUACCACCAAAAAUGAGUCUAAUACUUUAUCCAAAGAAGAAGCUGCCAAGAAAGAGAAAAGCAUCCCAGAAGGUCAUUUUGAGAUUGACCCUGAAGAUAUAAAUGAAGAUGAGAAACUAGCUGCUAAGAAGCUCGAUGACAAUGAUGAAGAAAAUAAUGAAAUAAAUAUUCCUGAUUUACCAGAGGAAACUGUUGUUGUAAGUCCACCUGCGGAAGUAAAGAAAGAACCAAAAAAGGACGAAUUGCAAGAAAAUACUUUUGCAAAUCUAGAUGAUACAGUGGUACCCACGGAUGACGUUGACUUACCUGAAUGGUCUGAAAUACCGCUUUCUACUUGCACGUUAAAUGGAUUACAGAAUUUGGGAUUCACUAAGCCAACAGAAAUUCAGAAAAAAACAAUUCCGGUCUCAUUACAAGGAAAAGAUGUUAUUGGUAAAGCCAUUACCGGCUCCGGUAAGACUUUGGCCUACGGAAUUCCAAUCCUGGAGAAGGCUUUGUCGGGCCAGGAAAGCAAUAAAAGGCUUUCCGAGGAUUACAAGAAUCAUCCUACUGCAAUUAUUUUUACGCCAACUCGUGAGUUAGCAAAUCAAGUCAUGAAACAUUUACGUGAAUUGUUUAAAUACUCACCCUUCAGUGACAAAACAGUGAUGUCAUUAACUGGUGGUUUGUCUAUUCAAAAGCAAGAACGUUUACUUUCUUACGGGCCCCGUGUUUUGGUUGCGACACCUGGCCGUUGUUUAGAGCUUUUAGAAAAGUCAAAUAACCUUGCAAAGCAAUUUGCAUCGAUUGAUAUGCUGGUUUUAGAUGAAGCUGACAGAAUGUUACAGGAUGGACAUUUUGAUGAGCUGAAAAAGAUACUCGAAAUUUUUAACAAUUACAGGCCUAAAGAUGUUCCAUCAAUCGAUAGAAGAUGGCAGUCAUUGAUUCUAUCUGCAACCUUUUCGAAAGAUCUAUUUGGGAAAUUGAGCAACAAUAAUAAACCAUCCGACUCGAGAAAGCGUAAAAGUACUGAUGAAGACUCUGAUCUCAAGGAAGUUCUAGAAAUUCUAGGAAAGAAAUUACGUUUCAGAAACAAGCCUGAAUACAUUGAUGUUAACCCUACUGAUGUUGUUGCGACUAGGAUUGUUGAAGCAAUGAUUCCAUGCUCUCCGAUGGAGAGGGAUUUGAUGCUUUACUAUUUUGUCUCCGUUUUCCCUGGUACUACCCUAGUUUUUACCAAUUCUAUUGAUUCUGUUAAACGCUUGACACCAACGUUGAACAAUUUGGGCAUAUUAACAGUCUCCAUUCACUCUUCGAUGAUCCAAAAGCAGCGUCUACGUGCUUUAGAAAGAUUUUCGAGGAAUUCAGAGAUCGCCGCAAAAGAGCAUAAAUCUUCUGUUCUGAUUGCAUCCGAUGUAGCUGCCCGUGGUUUAGAUAUAUCAGGUAUCCAGCAUGUUGUCCAUUAUCAUUUACCGAGAACAGCUGACGCAUAUGUCCAUAGAUCUGGUAGAACAGCACGUGCGGGAACUGAAGGUGUCUCAGUUAUUUUAUGCUCUCCACAUGAAGCUUCAGGCCCUUUGAGAAAUUUGAGGAAGGUAAUCUCAAAGAAAGAUAAGAUUGAAGAUCUCAAGUCUCUACCUAUUGAUUCAGAUAUACUCGACCAGUUGAAAGAGAGAUUGGACUUGGCUGCAAAAAUCGCACAGGCCGAAGUUGCUUCGCAAAGUGUUCAAAAAGAAAAGAACUGGAUUGAAAAGGCGGCAGAAGAAUUAGGUGUUGAUAACAUUGAUGAUUUUGAGGACGACUUUUUGAAAAGAGAUCGUAAAAGAAAAGAAGGUAAAGCAUUAGAUAGGCAGAAUCUUAAAGUGAUGAGGGCCCAUCUGAGAGAAUUGCUUAAGACGCAGAUCCGAAAAUCAGGUAGGAGGUCGUACAUUGCAAGCGGUUUGAAUAAUGUCGCAGAAAUGUUGAUGAAAAAUCAAGGCUCCAGCACUGUCAUGGGAUAUUUACAGCAGGAUGCGCUUGAUGUUUUAAAAGAUAGUAAGAAGGCCAAGAAGCAAAAACUUUGA